AUGACAGAAAAAUCAGAAGUUCGCUUCGAAGAAGCUGAAAGACGAAAGGGUCUUAUUCUCACAGUCAUUGCCGUGACGGGUGUACUUCUGUCAUGGCUCGUUCGACACUACUCGGUUUUAUUAAGUAUUGUGACUGUAAUAUCAAUAUAUUUGCUAACUGGAGAUAGAUAUCAAUGGGUUUAUAUUUGGAAGAAAACUUUUUUCAGGGACAUCAUUGGUCUACGAGUGUUACUCAAGACGAUGUUUAAAAUAUGGGUGUGGGAAAAGUCUGGAACAACUGUUGUCUCACGGUGGGCUGAAGUUGCCAAAAAAACUCCAGAAAAGGAGGCGUUUGUUAUGGGCGAUAGAUCACUUACUUUCCGUCAGGGAGAUGAACUUAGCAAUCGAAUAGCUUGGUAUUUCAAACGUCAAGGCUUCAAAACUGGCGAAGUGAUAGCUCUCUUCAUGGAGACUCAACCAGAGUACGUUUUUCUAUGGCUUGGUCUAGCAAAGUUGAGGGUUACCACUGCGCUUGUGAAUACCAAUCUUCGUGGUGCACAACUGAUACACUGUUUGAGGAUAGCUGGCUGCAAGGCUGUGGUGUUUGGAGAUGAAAUGACUGAGGCAAUCAAAGCUAUACAAAGCGAGAUACCAGACAUCCCUCUGUUCCAAUUCAAUUCACCAGAAAGGGAAGGAUCGCCAAUAAUACAAGAUACAAUACCAUUAGCGGCUGAACUAAGUGAAAUGACAAGUGAACCUUUUACCGAUGUAGAACCAGCUAAACCCAGAGACACAUUACUGUACAUCUACACAAGUGGAACAACUGGAUUUCCAAAAGCAGCUAUUAUUACUAAUAUUAGAUAUCUUCUCAUACCUCUCGGAGUGCACACAUCAGCGGGCCUCGUAUCUUCAGAUGUAAUCUACGACCCGCUUCCGCUCCAUCACACUGCUGGUGGAGUGCUCGGAGCUGGUCAGUGCCUCAUCCUCGGCUGUACCGUGGUCUUGAGGAAGAAAUUCUCAGCCAGCAACUAUUGGAGUGACGUGGCCAAGCAUAAAUGCACGGCAGCACAGUACAUUGGCGAAAUUUGCCGAUACCUUCUAGCCGUACCACCUGGUCCAAACGACCGGGCUCAUAAUGUGAGAAUUAUCAUUGGCAAUGGAUUAAGGCCACAGAUAUGGGAGGAGUUUGUCGAGCGGUUCGGGGUUAAAAGAGUAUUAGAAUUUUAUGGAGCUACAGAGGGUAAUAGUAACUUGGUGAACUUGGAUUCAAAAGUUGGUGCUAUUGGUUUUCUAAGUCGUCUAGUAUCUUCUAUAUAUCCCCUUACCUUAGUCAAAUGCGAUGAGGUAACUGGUGAUAUUUUAAGAGAUGAAAACGGAAGAUGUAUUAACUGUGGUCCGUACGAACCGGGUCUUCUUUUGGGUAAAAUUGAUCCUAAAAAGGCUAUUUUAACAUUCGCGGGUUACGCAGAUAAAACGGCAUCUGAAAAGAAAAUGGUGCGCAACGUUAGAGUGAAAGGAGAUUGUUAUUUCAAUACUGGUGAUAUUUUAGUUAUGGAUUAUUACGGCUAUUUCUACUUCAAGGAUCGCACUGGAGAUACUUUUAGAUGGCGUGGUGAAAACGUGUCUACAGCUGAAGUGGAAGGUGUUAUCAGUAACUUAGUUGGCUUAAAGGACGCCGUCGUCUACGGUGUCUCAAUCCCGCACGUCGAAGGAAAAGCAGGCAUGGCAGCCAUUGCAGACCCAGAAAGGAAAGUUGAUCUGAUAAGUCUCGCCAAAGGGCUAAAAACAUCUCUACCGGCUUAUUCUAGACCUUUAUUUGUUAGGAUUCUUCCAGAACCUCCUCUUACAGCGACAUUUAAGCUGAAGAAGAGGGAAUUGAUGGAGCAAGGGUUCAAUGUCAAUCUCCACGAUGAUCCAAUGUACUUUCUUGACCCAAAGAGUGGUAUGUUCGUACCUCUUACACAGAAACUAUAUGAUGAUAUUACUCAAGGCGUUGUAAGGCUGUGAUAUGAAUAUUUUAAUCAGAUAUAGAAUCGUAAUUACCAAAUGUUAUACAUGAAAAAGUUUUAAGGGUGUAUUCAUAUUUAAAGAUAUUAAAAGGUUUUUUAACCAAA
Messenger RNA from Melitaea cinxia (Glanville fritillary), 2093 nucleotides. It is a transcript of the gene Fatp3, whose product is annotated as long-chain fatty acid transport protein 1-like. Gene Ontology annotation, molecular function: long-chain fatty acid-CoA ligase activity; long-chain fatty acid transmembrane transporter activity. The record is from RefSeq and is a predicted model, not a curated record. The transcript is spliced from 11 exons. Lineage: Eukaryota; Metazoa; Arthropoda; Insecta; Lepidoptera; Nymphalidae. Gene Ontology annotation, cellular component: endoplasmic reticulum. The coding region runs from base 1 to 1986 and encodes 661 amino acids. Gene Ontology annotation, biological process: triglyceride homeostasis.